Oreochromis niloticus (Nile tilapia) is the source of this 3814-nucleotide messenger RNA. It is a transcript of the gene tjp2a, whose product is annotated as tight junction protein 2a (zona occludens 2). The transcript has 24 exons. Lineage: Eukaryota; Metazoa; Chordata; Actinopteri; Cichliformes; Cichlidae. Gene Ontology annotation, cellular component: plasma membrane; bicellular tight junction. The record is from RefSeq and is a predicted model, not a curated record. Gene Ontology annotation, biological process: protein localization to cell-cell junction; cell-cell adhesion; positive regulation of blood-brain barrier permeability. Gene Ontology annotation, molecular function: cell adhesion molecule binding. Bases 411 to 3737 code for a protein of 1108 amino acids.
CAACUUGGUACAAUCUGAACCAAGCUAGGAGCUGUCGGCGCUAAUUUUUUACUCUGGAUUCACGAAGUCUGUGUGUUUUGUGAGUGAAGUGGUUCACUUAAAGUGAAACGUUCAAGACUUUUACUUUUUCAAGCUUCGAAUUUUUUUUACAAUUCUUCACAACUUGUGGCCGAUGUGCCACCGGAAACGCCUAACUAGUCGUAGUUUGGUUUGAAUCCUCGGUACCAGUCUCGGACAGUUCAAAGUGCGUGAUGCCAGUAAACGGAGGGGGGCUGCUCUCUCUGAGCAGAUACGCUACUCAGUAUUUAACAAUCCUUGAGGAAAAGUCGGGAGUUUCCAUGAAUCCCUGCUGAAGCCUGUUGCACCUGCUGUUACUGCUACUGCUACCAGCUACACGAACGAACCCAGUCAUGGAGGAGACCGUGUGGGAGCAGUACACCGUGACCCUGCAUAGGGAUUCGAAGAUGGGCUUUGGCAUUGCUGUAUCAGGAGGGCGGGACAACCCAAACGAAGACACUGGCGAGACGUCCAUCGUGGUAUCUGAUGUCCUGCAGGGAGGGCCGGCUGAUGGAUUGUUGUUUGAAAAUGACAGAGUAGUGCAGGUGAACGCCAUCCCCAUGGAUGGAGCCAUCCACUCGUUUGCUGUCCAGACCCUCAGGAAGUGUGGCAAAGUAGCAAAAAUUACAGUCAAGAGGCCCAGAAAGGUUCCAGUCAAUGUGCUCAAUCGUCAGCCAUCACCUGAUGACAGAGUCUUCAACAACGACUACAAUGAUGACUACAACUAUGAUCAGGACCGCCGUAGCGUGUACAGCGCUAGGAGUGGCGGAGGCCGAGACCACAGCCUGGAGAGGGAGCGAGGUGGCUACAUGGACUCCGGCUACCACACACGUGAUCGUGACUAUGACCGGCGGGAACGUGGCAGGAGCACAGAGAGAGACCUCAGCCUGGACCGCCAGUACCGGCGAGAUGGCAGCAGAGGGCGCACUUUGGAUAGAGAGUACAGCCCAGAUCGCCGCUACAAGAGCGAGCAUGCGCUUGACCGUGACUACAGCCCAGACAGAAGGUACCGCAGCGACCGUGGAUUAGACCGAGAUUACAGUCCUGAUCGGCGUUACCGCAGUGAUCGAGCCCUCGACCGGGACCACAGCCCAGACCGACGCUACCGCAGCGACCGAACCCUGGACCGCAACGAAAGCCCUGAUCCGCGCUACAGGCGCGACAGUCCAGGACGAGGCCGCGGGCGUGAUCAAAGCUACGAUCGAGGACUUGACCGCAUCGCAAGUGAGCCGCGGAAAUAUGACGAGCCGAUAAAGCGAAGUGCAAGCAGGGACCGCCUUGAACGUACACCGUCACCUGCUGCCGUGCCCCUCCCUCUCCCUCUGCCUCGCCCUGCCCGGGACCUGGAGCCGCUGGAGAAACCUGUGAAUGUGCUACUGCUGAAAAACCAUCCCAACGAAGAAUAUGGCCUUCGUCUGGGCAGCCAGCUCUUCAUCAAAGAGAUGACCAGCACAGGACUUGCCAGCAAGGAUGGAAACUUGCAGGAAGGGGACAUUAUUCUGAAGAUUAAUGGGACUGUGACAGAAAACCUGUCUCUCAGCGACGCCGGGAAGCUGAUUGAGAAGUCCCGCGGGAAGCUGCAGCUGGUGGUGCAGCGAGACAAGAAGAAGAUCCUGGUCCGAAUCCCACCGAUGGUCGACAGCGACUCGGAGCUCGACGAUAUCUCUGAGAUCGAGUCGUACCGCUCCUAUUCUCCACAGGAUGACAGACGGGCCCACCACUCUGACCUCUCCUCCCAUUCCUCCAAUGAGAGACUUCGAGACAAGCCCAGAGAGGACCCGCCUAGCAGGCUGGCAAAAAUGGGUGCUAUGCCAACCCCAUUCAGAGGUGCUGACAGAGACGUUGAAGAUAAGGCUCCUUUGCAGGCAGAGAGGGAGGAGCCACGCUCCGAGACACCACCAGUACCAGCUGCCAGUGUCGCCACAAAGGUUCACGCUCCCCCUAAAGUGCCACUAAAGCCAAGUGCAGAAGACCUGGAAAUAUACGGGCCGAACACGGUGAUGGUGCGUUUCCAGAAAGGCGACAGUGUGGGUCUGCGGCUGGCGGGAGGAAAUGAUGUCGGCAUCUUUAUCGCCGGUGUUCAGGAGGACAGUGCAGCAGAGCAGGAGGGUCUCCGCACGGGAGAUCAGAUCAUGAGGGUGAACAACAGAGACUUCAGAGGCAUGGUGCGUGAAGAUGCUGUUCUCUACCUCCUGGAGAUUCCUAAAGGAGAGGAAGUUACCAUUCUUGCGCAGAGCAAGCCUGAAGUGUAUAAAGAUGUUUUAGCAUCUGGCAGAGGCGACUCCUUCUUCAUUAGAACCCACUUUGAAUAUGAGAAGGAGGCCCCGCAGAGCCUUCCUUUCUCCAGGGGGGAGGUCUUCAAAGUGACGGACACACUCUAUGAUGGCAAACUUGGCAACUGGCUGGCAAUCCGUAGUGACAAAAACAACCAGCUUUUAGAAAAGGGAAUCAUCCCCAACAAGAGCAGAGCAGAGCAAAUGGCUAACGUCCAGAAUGCUGCGCGGGCUGCAUCGGGCAAUGACAGAGGAGACUUCUGGAGGAUGAGGGGCCAAAGAGCCGCAAAGAAGAAAGAUUUGCGCAAGAGUCGAGACGACCAGGGCAACGUUCCGGCUACACGCUUCCCCGCCUACGAGAGAGUGGUAUUACGUGAAGCUGGUUUCAGGAGACCGGUGGUGAUAUUUGGGCCUAUUUCUGACGUGGUUAACGAAAAACUGGCUACUGAACUUCCUGAUCAGUUUGUCAUUGCCAAAACUGAGCCCAAGGAUGCAGGAAGUGAGAAGUCCUCGGGGGUGGUGAGAUUGAACUCUAUCCGGCAAAUCAUUGAACAGGACCGUCACGCUCUGCUGGAUGUGACUCCCAAAGCUGUGGACACCCUGAAUUACACUCAGUGGUACCCCAUCGUCCUUUUCCUGAACCCUGACAGCAAACAAGGUGUGAAGACCAUGAGAAACCGCCUCAUACCCGGAUCCAACCGCAGCGCACGCAAACUGUACGAGCAGGCCCUUAGGCUGAAAAAGAGCUGUUCACACCUUUUCACGGACACCAUCGACUUGAACUCGGCCAAUGACGCGUGGUAUGGCAGUGUGAAAGAUUCAAUUCGGGAGCAGCAAGACAAAGCUGUGUGGGUGUGCGAGGGCAAGGUGGAUGGUUCAGAGGAGGACUUGGAUCUCCAAGACGACCGCAUGUCCUACCUGUCGGCAAUGAGUGACUACCUCAGCAUGGACAGCCGGAUGACCAGCGACUACGACGACACAGCGGACGAGGGCGGGGCGUACACUGACAAUGAGCUGGACGAGACACUGGAUGAACCCCACCCCGUGUCGGCCAUCAGUCGAUCAUCAGAACCCGUACUGGCCGACGAGAGGCCUCACCCUGAACCCCGUGUACGUAUGAGAAGAGAGGUGAGCAGAGAGCCAAGCCCUCCCCCCUCUUUCGUCCCUGAACCCCAAAGGUUCGUGCUCAGACUCGAACUGACUCCACACGGAGCUACGAGUCACACUCCAGCAGCACCAUCAGCAGUGACGCAGUGGGCGGAAACAAGCCGCCUCCCCUCCCGUGAAGCCUGUGAAGCCCACUAUCGCCCGCCAACCAGUGAACCAGUCGUCAGAAGAUCAGAGUCCGGGGAAAGACGAGGAAGAGGACCCUGCCAACAAAUCCUUCCUGGGCAAGAAAAUGGGUGACCAGAUUAAAGCGUUUGAGAAGAUGGACCAUCUGGCAAGAGCUCAGAGGAUCCUGGAGCUACAGGAGGCAGAAAACG